CAGUGUGGCCCCGCGCGCACGUGCGGCGGGCGCGGAAGUGACGUCACGCGCAGGCGCGGUGGCGUCGCCAUCAUGGCGGGCCGGGGGUCCUGCCGCGUCCCGGAGCGGUGGACAGAGUACACCCCCCUGGGCCGCAGGAUGCCCGGCACGCGCUUCGUGGCCUUCAAGGUGCCCCUGAAGAAGAGCUUUGAGCAGAACCUGCUGCCAGAGGAGAGAUUCUCCCCUCGGGACCUCAUCAGGAAGGUGCAGGAGAGGAAGGAGGAGCUGGGGCUGAUCAUCGACCUGACCUACACCACGCGCUACUACGGCCGGGAGGAGCUGCCCCCCACGCUGCGCUACUGCAAGAUCCUGACCAUGGGCCACGAGAUCCCCAACAGAAAAACCUUUGUGAGGUUCAGGUACCUGGUGAGAGGGUUCCUGAUGACCAACAAGGACAACGAUAAACUCAUCGGGGUGCACUGCACACACGGCCUGAACAGGACUGGCUACCUGGUCUGCAGGUACCUGAUUGAGGUUGAAGGCAUGGAGCCAAAUGCUGCCAUAGAAUUGUUCAACACAUCUCGGGGGCACCCCAUGGAGAGACCCAACUACAUCAGGGACCUGCAGAGGAGAGCCCCGAGCAGCUGUGAGCUGAAGAGUCUGGGCUCAGAUCUGAGGAAGGAAGGCAGUGCCCCAGGCAAGGCCCAGAAGCAGCUGGUGAAGCACCCCCAGCCCCCCCUGGCAGUGCCCAGGAGCAGCAGCAGUGCCAGGCAGGGGCAGGGACAGCAGGAAAAGCUGGAGAGUCUGGAGGAGAGGAAGCAGAAAAAGGUGAAACAUCUGGAACAGAAUCACCUGGAGGAGAGGAAGCAGAAAAAGGUGAAACAUCUGGAACAGAAUCACCUGGAGGAGAGGAAGCAGAAGAAAAUGGAACAGCAGGAGCAGAGGAAGCAGAAAAAGCAGAACCAUCAGGAGCAGAAUCACCUGGAGAUAGAGCAUCUGGAGGAGAGGAAGAAGAAAAAGCUGAAACAGCUGGAGACAGAGCAUUUGGAGCAGAGGAAGCAGAAGAAGCAAAAUAAUCUGGAGCAGGAGCAUCUGGAAAUGGAGCAUCAGGAAAUGGAACAUCUGGAGCAGAGGAAGCAGAAGGAGAAGAAUCAUCAGGAGCAGAGGAAGCAGAAAAAGCUGAAACACGUGGAGGUGGAGCAUCAGGAGCAGAGGAAGCAGAGAAAACUGGAACAUCUGGAGAUGGAACAUCUGGAGGAGAGGAAACAGAAAAAGCAGAAACAUCAGGAACAGAAUCAUCUGGAGCAGAACCAUCUGGAAAUGGAACAUCUGGAGGAGAGGAAGCAGAAAAAGCAAAAUCAUCUGGAGCUGGAGCACGUGGAGGAGAGGAAGCAGAAGAAACAGAAACAUCUGGAGCAGAAGAGGAAGAAUGAUCUGGAGCAGAAUCAUCAGGAAAUGGAGCAUCAGGGGGAGAGGAAGCAGAAGGAGCAGAAUCAGCUGGAGCAGAGGAAGCAGAGAAAGCUGGAGCAUCUGGAGCAGAACCAUCUGGAGAUGGAGCACCUGGAGGAGAGGAAAAAGAAGAAACAGAAACAUCUGGAGCAGAAUGAUCUGGAGCAGAAUCAUGUGGAGGAGAGGAAGCAGAAAAAGCUGGAGCAUCAGGAGCAGAGAAAGCAGAACAAGCCAGAACAUCUGGAGCGGAACCAUCUGGAGAUGGAGCAUCAGGAGCAGAGGAAAAAGAAGAAACAGAAACAUCUGGAGCAGGAAAAGCCAGAACAUCUGGAGCAGGAGCAGAGGAAGCAGAAAAAGCCAGAACAUCUGGAGCAGAAUUAUCUGGAGGUAGAGCAUCAGGAGCAGAGGAAAAAGAAACAGAAACACCUGGAGCAGGAAAAGCCAGAACAUCUGGAGCAGAACCAUCAGGAGAUGGAGCAUCAGGAGCAGAGGAAAAAGAAGAAACAGAAACAUCUGGAGCAGAGGAAACAGAAUCAUCUGGAACAGAAUCAUCUGGAGGUGGAGCAUGAGGGGCAGAGGAAGAAGAAACAGAAACACCUGGAGCAGGAAAAGCCAGAACAUCUGGAGCAGGAGCAGAGGAAGCAGAAGAAGAUGGAGCUCCAGGAGCAGGAGUAUCUUGAGCAAAGGAAGCAGAAAAAGCCGGAACAUCUGGAGCAGAGGAAACAGAAGAAACAGGAACAUCUGGAGCAGGAGCAUCAGGAGCAGAGGAAGCAGAAGAAGCUGCGUAAGAGGCAGCAGAAGAAGCAGAAUGGUCUGGAACAGAAUGAUCUGGCACAGAAUGGUCUGGAACAGAAUGAUCUGGAACAGAAUGAUCUGGAACAGAGCCUUCAGGAGCAGGGGCCCCCGGAGCUGCCCUGCCCCGUGCCCCCCAGGAACUGCUGUCCCUCCCCACCCCCCAAGAGGAAGAGGAAGAAGCAGCAGCAGGAGCUGCCCCGGGCUGGUUUUAAUCUUUUUUAUUCCGAUUUUUAAUCUGAUUUUUAAGCUGUUUUUUCUCACUGCCCACAGCUCUGGUGCUGUUCCACCAGGAGAAGCCUUCAGGGAGCAGCUGGGGCGGGCAGGAGCUGCCAGGCAGCAGGUUUUUUAAAGAAUCAGGGCUGGUUUUUAAUCAGGUUUGUCUCACAGCUCUGUGCUUUUACAGGAAUUUUUUCAUCAGGUGCUGUGACUGAUCCCUGAGGGAUGCUGGAAUAAUCCUCAAGAAACAUCCUCAGGUACCCCUGGACCUUCAACAAAACGGGAUUUUGUUGAUUUCCCCAGGGCAAGGAACGGGACUGGCCAUGAAAACUCAGAUUUUUAUUCUCUUUUUUACCCAUUUCUGCUAAUGGGUAAAAUCGGCAACAUUUUUUUUACCCGAGGAAAGAAUUUUUACUUUUGCUAAAGUAAAUUUCCACGCUGUGCAAACUCCA
Messenger RNA from Serinus canaria (Common canary), 2891 nucleotides. It is a transcript of the gene DUSP11, whose product is annotated as dual specificity phosphatase 11. Gene Ontology annotation, biological process: protein dephosphorylation. Gene Ontology annotation, molecular function: polynucleotide 5'-phosphatase activity; protein tyrosine/serine/threonine phosphatase activity. NCBI's taxonomy places the organism in Eukaryota, Metazoa, Chordata, Aves, Passeriformes, Fringillidae. The transcript has 9 exons. The record is from RefSeq and is a predicted model, not a curated record. Bases 73 to 2457 code for a protein of 794 amino acids.